CAUACUGUAUUUUCCCAUGUUUAGCCCGUCAAAGAGUUGGGAGGGGAGGUGGAGAGUGAGGAGGGAGGCGAGGGAGGGGGAGGGAAGGAGAAGAAGGGAAACAAGAGGCUCUCGGUGGAGAGGAUCUACCAGAGGAAGACGCAGCUGGAGCACAUUCUGCUGAGGCCUGAUACGUACGUUGGGUCCACCGAGGAGAGCACGGAGCUCACCUUUGUCUACGACGCUGAAAGAGAGGCCAUCGUAAAGAGAAACGUCACCUUUGUCCCCGGUCUCUACAAGAUUUACGACGAGAUAUUGGUGAAUGCUGCAGACAACAAGCAGAGGGAUGCGAGCAUGAAAGCCAUCAAAAUUGUCAUCGACCCAGAGCAGAACCUGAUCAGUGUGUGGAACGGAGGCCGAGGUAUCCCUGUGGAGAUGCAUACCACCGAGAAGAUGUACGUCCCGGAGCUGAUAUUCGGGACCCUCCUCACCUCCUCCAACUACAACGACGAGCAGAAGAAGGUGACGGGAGGAAGAAACGGCUACGGCGCCAAGCUCUGCAACAUCUUCAGCACAGAGUUCACCGUGGAGACUGCCAGCAAGGAGUCUGGCAAGUCAUUCAAACAGACGUGGAAGAAUAACAUGGGGACAUCGGGCAAAGCUAAGGUUACUUCCAGCAGUUCCGACUUUACCAAGGUGACGUUCAAGCCGGACCUGGCAAAGUUCAAGAUGACCCACCUGGACUCAGACACAGUGGCCCUCAUGACACGGAGGGCCUAUGACAUUGCUGGCUGCACCAAGGGAGUGGCAGUCCAUCUCAACGGAACUAGACUACCCGUGAAGGGUUUCAAGGACUACGUGGAGCUGUAUGUGAAGGGAGACCAGAGCCAGACAGAGGAGGAGAUGCCUCGGAAGGUGGUCUACGAUGCCGUCAAUCCUCGCUGGGAGGUGGCCGUGACUGCCAGCAACCACGGCUUCCAACAGGCCUCCUUUGUCAACUCCAUUGCCACUACCAAGGGAGGCACCCAUGUGAACUACAUAGUGGACCAGUUGGUCUCGAAGCUCCUGGAGGCUGCCAAGAAGAAGAACAAGGGAGGCAUGGACCUGAAGCCGUUCCACAUCAAGGGUCACCUGUGGGUGUUUGUCAAUUGUCUUGUCGAGAACCCCACCUUUGACUCCCAGACCAAGGAGACCAUGACUCUCAAGGUCAAGUCCUUUGGCUCCACCUGUCCCCUCUCUGAGAAGUUCAUCAAACAGGCUCUGUCAUGUGGAGUGGUGGAGAGAGUGCUGAGCUGGGCCAGAGUCAAGUCUCAGGACAAGUUGGCCCAGAAACAGAAAGGCUCCAAGCAAAACAAACUUCGGGGUAUCCCAAAGUUGGAUGAUGCCAACGACGCUGGAGGCAGAAACUCCCACGAGUGUACUCUCAUCCUGACUGAGGGAGACUCAGCCAAGACGCUGGCUGUCAGCGGGCUGGGCGUGGUCGGGAGAGAUCACUACGGCGUCUUCCCACUCAGGGGAAAACUGCUCAACGUCAGGGAGGCCUCUCAUAACCAGCUGAUGAACAACGAAGAGAUCACCAACAUUGUCAAGAUCCUGGGCCUCCACUACACCAAGAAGUACACCGACGGUCCUGAGCUGCGCAGCCUGCGCUACGGGAAGCUGCUGAUCAUGACCGACCAGGACCAGGACGGCUCUCACAUCAAGGGACUCAUCAUCAACUUCCUCCACCACAACUGGCCUGGACUCCUCCGACAAUCCUUUAUACAGCAGUUCAUCACUCCCAUUGUCAAGGUGUCAAAGGGCUCGAGGGCGAUUUCGUUUUUCUCGCUGCCCGAGUUUGAGCAGUGGAAGUGCUCGACCGAGGGUGCCCACACCUGGAAGGUCAAGUACUACAAGGGUCUGGGGACCAGCACGGGCAAGGAGGCAAAGGAGUACUUCUCUGACAUGGAGCGCCACAGAAUCCCCUUCAAGUACAGCGGAGCCAACGACGACGAUGCCAUUCUUCUUGCGUUCAGCAAGAAGUGUGUGGAGCGUCGUAAGGAGUGGCUGACGCAGUGGCUGGAGCACCGCCGGGAGCAGAGGGACCAGGGUCUGGACGAAUCUCUCCUUUACGCCGAGCAGAUGGACCACAUCUCCUACUCCGACUUUGUCAACAAGGAGCUCAUUCUCUUCUCCAACAUGGACAACGAACGCUCCAUUCCCAGCUCUGUGGAUGGACUGAAGCCUGGUCAGAGGAAGGUGUUGUUCACUUGUUUCAAGAGGAAUGACAAGAGAGAGAUAAAGGUGGCCCAGCUGGCCGGCUCUGUGGCAGAACAUUCUGCCUACCAUCACGGAGAGGUAUGUAGGGUGAUUUAUAUGUACCUGUAC
This is a messenger RNA of Geodia barretti, 2346 nucleotides long. The record is from the annotation of a GenBank genome assembly. Lineage: Eukaryota; Metazoa; Porifera; Demospongiae; Tetractinellida; Geodiidae.